Triticum aestivum (bread wheat) is the source of this 842-nucleotide messenger RNA. Its product is annotated as auxin-responsive protein SAUR32. The transcript has a single exon. NCBI's taxonomy places the organism in Eukaryota, Viridiplantae, Streptophyta, Magnoliopsida, Poales, Poaceae. The coding region runs from base 127 to 480 and encodes 117 amino acids. Gene Ontology annotation, biological process: response to auxin. The record is from RefSeq and is a predicted model, not a curated record.
CACACACCUCUGGAUUGGCUCCUUGGCUCUAGCUAUAGAGCAGUGACCUCUUAGCACCACCAGCAGCGGCAGCGACAGCGAGAGGGCGGCUGGAGUUGGACCGCCGGCGAGGGGGCUGUCAUCAUCAUGCAAGGGGGCCAGGCGGAGAAGAAGGGGAAGGUGAAGAAGGGGUGGCUGGCGGUGCGGGUCGGCCAGCCGGAGCAGCAGGGCGACGGGUUCAGGCGGUUCGUCAUCCCGAUCGCCUACCUCUACCACCCGUUGUUCCAGCGGCUGCUGGAGGCGGCCCGGGACACCUAUGGUUACAACUCGGCCGGCCCGCUCUGGCUGCCCUGCUCCGUCGACGAGUUCCUCCGCCUGUGCGCGCUCGUCGACCGGGAGACGGCACACUCGCACUCCUCGCCGCACCGCGUGUACGCCGGCGGCUACCAGCAGCAGAGCUACUCCUUCGGCCCGUGCACCCGCGCCAAAAUCACGUCCUGAUCGACCCGCAUCUAUCAUCGAGCCCCGGCCCGCCGGCUUUCGUUUGUUGAGCACCGGAGCGCGCGAGCGGGAGGGGUUCUUCUUUCUGCCGCCUGCCGGAGAUGACAGCCAGCCACACAUGUACACGUACUCGUACAUAGAGAGGGAGAGAGAUACCAGAUACGGAGAAGCAUGAGAGGCAGUCAGUAGGGUUUUUUUUUUUUUGAGGUGAUUAGUCGUUGCCGGCCGGUGAGAGCUGGUAUAGCACAGGCCAAGAUUUGAUUGGUCCUUUUUGUAUUGAUUGGUAUCAGGUGGCCUGAUGAAACCGGUAGGCUUUUGGAUAUAUUUUUCCAAGAAUUAAAAUGAUUUAUGUUGUAAGACAA